AUGGUUGAACAGACUCAGCACCCGACGAUUUUCCAGAAGGCUUCAAGCCAAAUCAUCCGUUCCGGUGUUUCUCAGGAUAUUCAUGGAUACACAUCUGGCUUCCAGAGGCGUGCGGCUUACGGAAACUACUCGAACGCUGCGUUUCAGUACCCUCUUGCGGCGACUUCCAGGAUUGUGGCGACUACUACUUCUCCUGUGUUUGUGCAAGCUCCAGGGGAGAAAGGGUUCACUAGCUUUGCUAUUGAUUUCUUGAUGGGAGGUGUUUCCGCCGCUGUGAGUAAGACCGCUGCUGCUCCGAUUGAGCGUGUUAAGCUUUUGAUUCAGAACCAGGAUGAGAUGCUUAAGGCUGGUAGGCUCUCUGAGCCUUACAAGGGUAUUGGUGACUGUUUCGGCAGGACUAUUAAGGAUGAAGGGUUUGGGUCUUUGUGGAGAGGAAACACUGCUAAUGUUAUCCGUUACUUCCCCACUCAGGCCUUGAACUUUGCGUUUAAAGAUUACUUCAAGAGGCUUUUCAACUUCAAGAAGGACAGGGAUGGUUACUGGAAGUGGUUUGCUGGUAACUUGGGAUCUGGAGGUGCUGCUGGUGCAUCUUCCCUUCUCUUUGUGUACUCUCUUGACUACGCACGUACCCGUCUUGCCAAUGACUCUAAGGCAGCCAAGAAAGGAGGUGAAAGGCAGUUCAAUGGUCUUGUUGAUGUCUACAAGAAGACCCUCAAGUCUGAUGGUAUUGCUGGACUAUACCGUGGAUUCAACAUCUCAUGUGUUGGUAUCAUUGUCUACCGUGGUCUCUACUUUGGACUGUACGACUCUUUGAAGCCUCUUCUCCCUGCUGACCUCCAGGACAGUUUCUUCGCUAGUUUUGCCCUUGGAUGGCUCAUCACCAACGGUGCUGGUCUUGCAUCAUACCCAAUCGACACAGUCCGUAGAAGAAUGAUGAUGACCUCCGGUGAAGCCGUCAAGUACAAGAGCUCAAUGGAUGCAUUCCAACAGAUCCUGAAGAAGGAAGGACCCAAGUCUCUGUUCAAGGGAGCUGGUGCCAACAUCCUCCGUGCCAUUGCAGGUGCUGGUGUGCUCUCUGGUUACGACAAGCUGCAGUUACUUCUUCUCGGAAAGAAGUACGGAUCUGGAUCCGGCUAA
Eruca vesicaria subsp. sativa (arugula) is the source of this 1137-nucleotide messenger RNA. The record is from the annotation of a GenBank genome assembly. Lineage: Eukaryota; Viridiplantae; Streptophyta; Magnoliopsida; Brassicales; Brassicaceae.